Messenger RNA from Leishmania braziliensis MHOM/BR/75/M2904, 636 nucleotides. Its product is annotated as putative amastin-like surface protein. The coding region runs from base 1 to 636 and encodes 211 amino acids. NCBI's taxonomy places the organism in Eukaryota, Euglenozoa, Kinetoplastea, Trypanosomatida, Trypanosomatidae. The record is from RefSeq and is a predicted model, not a curated record. The transcript has a single exon.
AUGUCAAGCGUCUUUGUGGACAAGGCUGAAAAGCCUGAGAAGGCGAGCGUUACGGUUAUUGGCACCGCAGAUGACUGUUUCUCGUUUUUCGGCUUGAGCUCCUCGAAGUUGAAAGAUCGAAUUGGCCUUCUGGUCUACCUCACUGUGCAGUUCUUUGCCUUCCUUUUCGUGUUGUUUGGCACGCCGAUUGAUAUGUUCCGUCUAGAUCAGCCAUUGGACUCCGAUGUCGCUGUGGUCACUACACUCUGGGGACUCAAAGCGGGGGUCUUUAGUGUUGAAUACGGUCUUUCUGCCGCUGAGCAGUGGAAGGAUUGCCCGGACCGCCUCCACCGUUUCCGUCUUGCUCAGGUGCUCGCUAUCAUCUCCAUUUUUGUAUACGGCACGGCGUUUGUCCUAGGCUUCAUCAUGCUGUACUGCUGCUCCUUCUUCCGCUGGAUAUGCGUGACGCUCAACAUUGUGGGCGCUGUCACGCUGUGCCUUGUCUGGAUGGCCAUGGUGGUAACGUACAGAACAGAUGAAGAACCCUUCUGCCCUGAAGAGAAACGUUACCACACUUAUGGUUCUGGUUUUGUUCUCUUCGUGCUCGCAUGGCUGCUAGAUUUCCUCAACAUUGUCUCCUUGCUACUCCCCUUCUAG